AUGCAGCAACAACUAACGCUGCUGCUGCAGCAGCAGCAGCAGCAGAAGCCCUUGGUCCCUGAAGCAGCAGCAGCAGCAGCAGCAGCAGCUAGCCGAACACCAAGCAGCGACACCAAUAGUCAAGGAGCUACCUACACGUCUCUAUACCGCACAGCGGAGGAGCAGCAGCAGGAGAACGCAGCAGCAGCAGCGGCAGCAGCAGCAACGGACCCCAUGCAACUGCAGCUUGACGGUGUAUGUACACCCGAGCCGUCCCCAGCAGCAGCAGCAGCAACAACACCGACACCUGCUGCUGCCCCCGCGGCUGCUGACCCGUCUGUACAGGCUGCUGCCUUCGCUGCAGCGAACCCGAUCAAGGAUGAGCCGCUGCAGGGGCAACUGCAGCAGCAGCAGCUGCAGCAGCAGCUGGAGCAGCAGCAGCAGCUGCAGCAACAGCAACUGCAGCAGCAGCAGCAGCUGCAGCCUCAGCUGCAGCACCCCGCCACGCUGCACGAUGUUACAGGGGCUGCUGAUCAGCUACCGUUAGAGCACCAGCUGCAGCAGCAGCAACUGCAGCAGCAGCAAAUGCAGCAGCAGCUAGAGCAGCAGCAGCUGCAUCAGCUGCAGCUGCAGCAGCUGGAGCAGCAGCAGCAAGAUAUGGUUUCUAUGUACCACGUCGCAGGCGGCGUAGAUGUCUCCUCUGCAUUGUUGCUACAGCAGCAGCUGCUGCUGCAGCAGCAGCUAAAGCAGCACCAACAGCAGCUGCUGCAGCAGGACUACGGCGCUGGCGUGAAGGGUUUAUUGCUGCCUCAGCAGCAGUUGCUGCCACCCACACCGCAGCAGCACCAGCUAGAUCAGCAGCAGCAGCAAGACUUGGAGCAGCAGCAGCAACGCACAGCACUUCCGAAAGUCGUGGGGGUCCGCUUCGAUAAGGUUAACAAGACGUGGAGGGCAAGCUGGUACGACCCGCAAACGAAGCGGCGCGUGGAGAGAAAAUUUUCUGUGAAUAAGUUGGAAUGUCGGCAGCAACAAGAGCAGCAGCUGGGCCUGAGGGAUCGAAGCCUCCGCAGGACGCCAGCAGCACGGAGUGUAGCUCCGAAUGAGUUUGCUGUUAAACAAGAAACACCACGCACGGCGGAUGGUUCCCGUAUUGGGGCUGAUGGCGUUGCAGCUGCUGGUGAAGCAGCAGCAGCAGCAGCAGCAGUUGGUGGUGCGGGUGGUGCUGCUGGGGGUGCAGCAUCAGGAGCAGCAGGAGCAGCAGGAGCAGCAGAAGCAAGUGAAGCAGCAGCAGAUGAGGGGCGUGAAGAUGAAGAUGAAGGAGCUGCUUCGUGGCUCCCGGGAUCGGAGGGGAGGCGGGGAUCGACACGAUCCCAGCUCCGGAGACGGCGAGUGUUUAGCAGCAAAUUUGCUGCAGAAGGAGGUGGACAGAUAAAGAGAAGCCGCCGGCCCCUUACUCCAGCAGCAGGAGCAGCAGCAACAACAGCAGCACAAGCAGCAGCAGCAGCAGCGGGAGCAGCAGGAGCAGCACCGAUACCCGCAAAGGCGCCUUCGAUGGCAGCGGCACAGGCUGCAGCAGCAGCUGCUGCUGCUGCUGCAGCAGGUAUGCCGGGGCUCGAUCCAGCUGCUGCAGCAGCUGCAGCAGCAGCAGCAGCAGCAGCAGGCCCUUGUGGAAUGGGGCAGCUGUUCGGGGGUGCUGAAUAUCUAGACGGUUCUAUUGGGUCCUUCUUAGAUGCUUACUUAAGAGGAGACACAAGCAGCAUGGGCUUAGGGCUGCAGCUGCCGAAGAUUGAUGAUGCAGCAGCAGCAGCAGCUGCUGCUGCUGCUGCGGCAGCAGCAGCAGGAGGUCCUACUGUAGCAGCGCUGCCAAACGGUGCAGCAGCAGCUCCGGUAGCAGCAGAAGCAGCAGCAGCUGCUGCUGCUGCGGGCUCACUUAUGGCGCCCAAUAGGCAGCAGCAGCAGCAGCAGCAGCAAGCUGGUGCUGCGCCGGCACUCGUUGUAAGGGUGCAGCAGCAGCAGGCUGCAGGAGCAACGCCAAGGAACGGAGACGCAAAGGAGCUCCCAGGGGGCCGAGAUAGAGAGGCGCAGCAGCAGCAGCAGCAGCAGCAGCAACGGCAGCAGCAGCAGCCUAAACUGCAGGGAGUUGGCGAUACACCCCAAGGCUUUCAGAUGGAAGGCUUAACAGCUGAGAACGGGGAGACGAUCCCGGGAGCGCCUCUUUGUGCUGCACCUUCGCCUUUUGCUUCCUUACUGGAGUUAGCAUCUGUGGGGAAGCUCGGGGCUGGCGUAGAAGGGUUUGGAGGGUUAGGGGCUCUAGGCGGAGGCUCUUCGAUGUUCUUUAAUUCUGCUGCUGCUGCUGCUGCUGCGGCUGCGGACAGCAGCGGAGUGUUUAUGCAGCUGAUGGGGGCCCCACAGCUUGCUGCUGCUGGCGGCGGGCCUGCAGCAGCAAACAACGCAGCAGCAGUCGCAGCAGCAGCAGGACUGGGAGCAGCUUUCCCUGGUGCUGGCGUCUCCCCUGCUGCUUUCGGGUUGCUGCAGCAGCAGGGUGCUGCUGCUGCUGCUGCUGCAGCAGGAGCCGACAGCUUGGGCCUCUACAAGGAGAUAAUAAUAUUUUUGCUUUUCUCUCUGCGUAAUUUUCUGGAGACAUCUUUAUCUGCUGCUGCUGCUGGUAUCCCUGCUUUAGGCAGCAGCGCGCCGGCAGCAGCACUAACCCCAGCAGCAGCAGCAGCAGCUGCAGCAGCACCACCAACCGCAGUAGUCCCUGCAAACGAUGCAGCAGCAAACGGCCAGAACAACAGCACUGCCAAUGCAGCAGCAGCAACAGCAAACCCCACAACCAGCGCUGCAUCGGACCCUGCAGCGGAAGCAGCAGCAGCAGCAGCAGCAGGAACGGCGGCUCCCGGCGGUGCCGGGGCUGUUGGUUUGCUGCCUCAGCCGGGGCAAACGCCACAGCAGCAGCAGCAGCAACAGCAGCAGCAGCAGCAGCAAUUGAAUCCUUUGGCAGCAGCUGCUGCUGCUGCUGCUGCAGCGGCUGCUGCAGCAGGACUUCCACAGCCAGGUGUCGCACACGACCAGCAGCAGCAACACCCCACAGGAGAUCCUGCAGCAACAGCAGCAGCAGCUGCUGCUGCUGCUGCUGCUUCUGCUCUCAACAUGCAGCAGCAGAUGGCCGCCGGCUUGCUGCACUUCAAUCAGGGCCUCUGCCCUCCUGCAGCAAGCUUUGCGCUUCCUACUGCUCCUCCGCUCGAUGCAGCAGCGGCAGCAGCAGCAGCGGCAGCAGCGGCAGCAGCGCCUGCAGCAGCAGCAACAGUCCCCACGCACCAUCUUCUAGGAGCGCCGCCCCUCCAAGACCAGCAGCAGCAGCAGCAACAGCAACAGCAGCAGGCGACGGAAGGGGUAGGAGCUGUUACUCUGCAAGAAGCAGCAGCACCAGGAGCUGCAGCUAUUCAAGAAGCAUCAGCAGCAGCAACUGCUGCUGUGCAAGAUGCAGCAGCAGCAGCAGCAGCACCAGCGCAAGCCGGCCCACAAGGCGAUAUGUUGGUAGCACCGACGGGAAUUGCAGCAGCAGCAGAGCAAACUGCAACAGCAGCAGCAGCGCCGGAAGCAGCAGCGCCUGCUGUAGCAGCGCCAGAGGCAGAAGCGCCCGCAGAAGCAGCAGCAGCAGCAGCAGCGCCCGCUGCAGCAGGGCCAACAGAAGCUGCUGCGCAGGAGCAGUCGCUUUCAAAGUCUCUCUUUGCGGAGGCGCUUGAGGAGCAGCAGCAGGACCAGCAGCAGCAGCAGCAGCAGGAACAGCAGCAGGAGGAACAGCAGCAGGAGCAGCAGCAGCCGGAGCACCAGCAGCAGCUUGCAUGCACAGAAGUAGGUGAUGUCUUGGCUGCUGCCCCAGGUGAGGGGGAGCUGCAGCAGUUGCCUGCAGAGAAGACCCCCGAAGCAGCAGCAGAAGCUGCAGCAGAAGCAGCAGCAGCAACAGCAGCAGGAGCAGCAGCAGAAGCAUCGUCAGGAGCAGCAGCAAGUGAAUCUGCAGCAGCAGAAGACGCUGGAGAUGAGAUCAGCGCAGCUGCUUAG
Messenger RNA from Eimeria acervulina, 4041 nucleotides. RefSeq lists its product as hypothetical. Gene Ontology annotation, biological process: regulation of DNA-templated transcription. Gene Ontology annotation, molecular function: DNA-binding transcription factor activity. Lineage: Eukaryota; Apicomplexa; Conoidasida; Eucoccidiorida; Eimeriidae. The transcript is spliced from 7 exons. Bases 1 to 4041 code for a protein of 1346 amino acids. The record is from RefSeq and is a predicted model, not a curated record.